AUGGAAAAUCCCAGGACGAAGUACACUGAACUGGAAAAUAUUGGCAGUGGGACUUUUGGGGACGUUUGUAGAGCACUCGACACUGCCACAGGAGGAGAGGUGGCCAUAAAGAAAAUAAAUCUCCAAGGACUGAGGAAGAAGGGACUAAGAGUCAAUGAACUCAUGGUCCUGAAGAAGAAUAGGAAUCCCAAUGUGGUUACCUGUUUAGACAGCUACCUUGUGGAUGAGCAAUUGUGGCUGGUGAUGGAGUACAUGGACGGAGGCACUCUGAGUGAUGUUAUCAGCCAGACCCACCUGUCUGAAUAUGAGAUGGCAGCCAUCAGUCGGGAGUGCCUACAAGGACUGGAUUUUCUUCAUUCGAACCAUGUGAUCCAUCGAGAUGUGAAGAGCUGCAACAUCCUUCUCAGAAUGGACGGCUCUGUCAAGCUGGCUGACUUUGGCCUUUCUGCUCAGCUCACCCCUGAGCACAGGAGACAGAGCUCCGUGGCCGGCACUUCUGGGUGCAGGAUGCCUGAAGUCGUGACAGGGCAACCGUACGGCCCCAAAAUGGACAUAUGGUCUUUUGGAAUUGUGGGCAUCGAAAUGGUGAAGUGA
This is a messenger RNA of Cyanistes caeruleus (blue tit), 594 nucleotides long. NCBI's taxonomy places the organism in Eukaryota, Metazoa, Chordata, Aves, Passeriformes, Paridae. The record is from RefSeq and is a predicted model, not a curated record.